GAUCAGCACGUUGAAUGAUACUGCAGUCCAAGUAAUGCACAUCAACGGAUCAUCUCAUGUACGUGUGCCCGGCAGAAAGUUCUGUAAUCUAAUACUGGUCGACUCCUACGAGAGCUUACGUGAUACGAUGAUUACAGAGGACAAUGCUGGCUACGAUGAUCACGAGUAUUACUUCAUCUUUCUGCAGAAUCGGGAUGAGUUCGUACCACAUGAGUUGCAGUUGAUCCUUAAGCAUUGUCUGGCCCAUUAUUGGCUCAACUGCAAUGUCAUGGUGCAGACGGCAAAGGUGGAGGUUCUCAUCUAUACCUACUUUCCAUAUAGGGAACAACAGUGUCAGACUGCACAGCCCGAGUUGGUGAAUCACUUUGAUGGCCAUCGCAUGAUCAAUGAACCAAUGUUUCCCAAGAAACUCACGCAGAUGCAUCAAUGUCCACUCAAGCUGGUGUUGUGGCACAUGCCACCAUAUGUGGAACUCAGCUGGGAUAAUCAGACAUCGCAGUUGCUAGCCCGUGGCUUUGAAGUCUUGUUGGUCAAUCACUUGGCACAGCGUCUCAAUUUUACACUCGUAAUGCACAAUUUAACGCUAUUGCAUGUGGAGAAGUAUCAGCUGGCAUUGGCCAAUGGCACCGCCGAAGGACCCAUUGAAUUGGCAAGUAUUCUCCACGGUUGACACAUUUUGUAUUCCUUGGUAUAUUGAAUCAUUUAAAAAAGAAACUUUAGCACGAGUUGAAAGUCUAGUGACCAAAGCAGAUUCAUGCCCCAAAAUUUGUGAUAUUGAAUAUUGUA
This is a messenger RNA of Drosophila innubila, 786 nucleotides long. RefSeq lists its product as uncharacterized. The coding region runs from base 35 to 670 and encodes 211 amino acids. Lineage: Eukaryota; Metazoa; Arthropoda; Insecta; Diptera; Drosophilidae. The record is from RefSeq and is a predicted model, not a curated record. The transcript has 2 exons.